AUGUCCAAGUAACAACAAAAGCUAGCAGGUCCAGGAGCUCAAAAAUCACCAAUUAGAAGAAAGGCAUUUGAACGCCCAGGCCUAACAGAAGACGAAAUCGAAGAAAUCAGAGAAGCUUUCAACCUAUUCGAUACAGACGGUUCAGGCAUGAUUGAUCCAAAGGAACUUAAGGCUGCUAUGCAAAGUUUAGGAUUCGAAUCGAAAAAUCCCACCAUCUUCUAAAUGAUUGCAGAUCUUGACACUCAAGAAAACCAAGGAGGAAUAAACUUCGACCAGUUCUUGGACGCAAUUACUGCUAAGUUGGGGAACAAGGAGACCAAGGAGGGCAUCUCAAGGAUCUUCGACUUGUUCGACGACGACAAGACUGGCUCUAUCAACAUCCACAACCUCAGAAGAGUGGCCAAGGAACUCGGAGAGACCAUGACCACCGAAGAAUUAAAGGAGAUGCUCGAGAGAGCUGCUUCAAAUGGUGAAGAAAUUACCUUCGAGGACUUCUAUUUCAUCAUGACCAAGAAGACUUUUGCAUGA
Messenger RNA from Stylonychia lemnae, 528 nucleotides. Lineage: Eukaryota; Ciliophora; Spirotrichea; Sporadotrichida; Oxytrichidae. The record is from the annotation of a GenBank genome assembly.